Cyphellophora europaea CBS 101466 is the source of this 993-nucleotide messenger RNA. RefSeq lists its product as uncharacterized. The transcript has a single exon. Gene Ontology annotation, molecular function: chitin binding. Bases 1 to 993 code for a protein of 330 amino acids. NCBI's taxonomy places the organism in Eukaryota, Fungi, Ascomycota, Eurotiomycetes, Chaetothyriales, Cyphellophoraceae. The record is from RefSeq and is a predicted model, not a curated record.
AUGGCUUCUACCUCAGCCUGGGGCCGAAUGCAUGCCACAUCACUUCUCCUACUCCUCCUACCAUUACAAUCAAUAGCGCAGACAUCGUCCACCCUGACCGUCUCAGAGAACGGCGACUGUGGCAGCGAUGUCAGCCAGACAUGCCUAGGCUCCCGCUUCGGCAACUGCUGCUCCUCCAGAGGCUUCUGCGGCUCCACCACCGACUACUGCGGCGCCGACUGCCAAAUUGACUUCGGGACCUGUUCAUCCCUCAACGCGACUCUGAUCAGCGCCGACGGAAACUGCGGCGCCAGCGACCCCGAGGGCCAAGUAUGCUUGGGAAGUACAUUUGGCAACUGCUGCAGCCCCCGGGGCUUCUGUGGUUCAACAUCAGACUAUUGCGGCACGGGCUGCCAGAGCGGGUACGGCAACUGCGGCUCCAACGACGGCGAGAGCACCACCAGCGUCGCCGACAGCGCAACGAGCUCCAGCGCGGCAUCAACGGCCGGUCAGGGUGCAGUAGAAGCAGCCACAGAGGCGCCCGCAGACACAUCACCUCCCCUUCAGCCAACUCAAGAAGGCAUCUCAACUGGCGCAAAGGCCGGCAUCGCCGUCGGCGCCGUCGGCGCAGCCGCCCUCGUCGCCGGCGCUCUUUUCUUCUUCCUCCGCCGCCGCCGUAGGCAAGCCGUUCCAGGCACCAAACUGCCAGCCGACGACGACGCCACGAUGAGUCCCAGUCCGCCCAAGUCCAUCGGCGGCGAAUCCAUAUCUACCACCACGGCAUUCUCGCCCACCAUCUCGUCGACGGCCAUGACGGAACAACACCCUCCCAUGCCGAUGACGCCAUACACGGCGAAGGACGGACCUUCCGCGCACGUCUCAGAACUGGCUGAAGCAGGCGACCGACGAGUCGAGCUAAAUGCUGGCGACAAAUCACCCGCCGUGGCGGAGUUGGGCUUCGAUGCCGCGGCGGAGCUGCCGAGUGAGCGAUACUCGAGGGAUCUGGGGAGAUAG